Tuber aestivum (summer truffle) is the source of this 6020-nucleotide messenger RNA. NCBI's taxonomy places the organism in Eukaryota, Fungi, Ascomycota, Pezizomycetes, Pezizales, Tuberaceae. The record is from the annotation of a GenBank genome assembly.
UCGUAUCGGGAACUUCAGCCCUAUCAUGAGCCUGCGUGUGGCUCAGUUGCCCAGAAUGUAGUGCAUGCAUGCAGGACAGAUAACCGAUGAGAGAUACAGUAACAUACUUGUAUAUCGUGGCUUGAAGGAUAAGGUCAGAUUCACCACUGUAGUAACCUUUGCCAUUUCGUUGUCAACGGUAUUGUGUUUAUGGAGUGAUGGUAAAAAUACAGGCAACUACCCAAGCUUAAGCCGGUACCCUUCCUAUCGCAAAGCAGAAUAGAACAUGAUAAAUGCCAAACGCCAUAUGAAAACAUGCAAGAAAUAUCAGGCCUCUUCAGAAAUUCUGAUCGGCGUAUUCCCAAAGCUUUCCAAUCCCCUGCUGAUAAUACCGGCCCCGCCACCGCCCCCGCCGAUUUCCAGGCUUCCCCUAAGCUUCUCGUAUUCCUCGCUAGCCUUCUGAAGUCUUUCCUGGACCAUGGCCUCCCUCUCUGAUAUUUCUUGCUUCUCGGCCUGUAGCGCUUCCAUCUGCCGAACCUUCUGUGCCUUCUUGAAUUCCAUAGCCGCAAGUGUCUCCUCCAGCCUCUGUAGUGCAUCAUCAAGAUUGGGUAAUGGCGUAACGCGCGGGGGCUGUCUGGAUAACAUCUCAAGAUCCCUGGAUAUCCCACCGCCCGAAGAAUUCGAGAAAUCUCCCUUCUUGAGUUGGUCCUUUUCCCAUUCCUCCGCCAAGCUGUCCCGAGAAUCUGAAUCCAUAUCCAUCGAAUCGUCGUGGACACCCUCCGCCUCUUUGAUAGCAUCUCGAAUGUUCUCCCGUCUCUUCCGAUCGUGCGCUCGUUGCGCGGCUUUGCCGCCCAGCACUAUUCCGCCGUCCUCAAUGAAUUUUUCUAGUUCCUCUUCGUCGUACAUGUUCUCGUCUGCCCGCUGUACCCUCGAUUCCUUCUUUUUGCUCUUCAGAAGAAUCUCCCCAUCCCCAUCAUCACUGCCCAUGUUUAGGGAAAUGUAAUCUCCAGCCUUGGCCCUAGCAGCCUUUUCCGCUCGUCGAGCUUUCAUAGCCCUGACCCAACCCUCAUCCGGAAUAACUGUUCCUUGUUUCGACGAUUCUCCGUAUCUGGCCAAUGCCGUGUUCUUGUUUUUCUUGGGGAUAUCCGCUGCAACCACAUUCAUAUCCACAUCUUCAACCUCCAAGUCUGUAUGUUGAGACAACGGUAUCACGGGUGUAUUGCUCCGUAGCUCCUCCAGGUAUUCCUUCGAGUACGUGGGUCUAUCAGCACUGGGUGUAAGAUUGAGAUGCUCCAUGCCUAUUACUCCGGCCGAGUGACCCGAUUUCUUGACGGCAUUUCUCUCGCUCGCCUUCCGGCUUAAGGCCGACUUUUUGAGAGUAAAGACCUCACUUUUUUCAUCGCCAGCAGUGGAAGUAUCGGGGCCGAAGGAUAACCGUACGCCGGAGCUCUUCUUCACUUUUGGGCGAGCUAAAUUGCCUGCAGUUCUUAAGUUUAGUGAGUUGAAGGGUUUAGGGCAGGAUUAAUGCAAACCUUGGGAUUGCUUUGUUGAUUUCAGAGGAGCUUUGACUACUUUCGUUUGCUCCUCUUCUUCACUCUCAUCAUCUCGCGCGACUACUCUCCCCUUUGGACGUCGUGAAGCAGAGGUGGGGGGCAUUUCAGUUAUUUGCGGUGGUGUUUGGGGGAUCCAACAAAUCUGUAGACUGCUUAGUCUACAGCUCGCUUGCCAAAGGUCUUCGACCAUGGGUCGCCAAGCCCACAAGCUCUUAGUAGCAAGAGCCGCUCCGCCUCAACGUCAACUUCAACACACCCAUCCCCUCCAAACUUGUCACGAUGCCCCAAGCACAACCUGAACUCAAAAAAGUAACUUACCCUCGCUGUGUUCAUCUUAAUGGGUGUCAGGAAGAACAGUUGCUAACGUUUGAAUAGUAUCUCGAUAAGCGCCUUUUCGUUCAAUUGAAUGGAUCCCGCAAAGUCAUUGGCGUGCUUAGAGGAUACGAUGUAUGUUUGAUCCAUCCGUUCGACCACCACAUUGCCCCUUCCUGGGGAUCCACGGUACUGAGUAUGACCCUUGUAGGUAUUUUUAAACAUCGUCCUUGAUGACGCUGUUGAAGAGAAGGACGGAGGUGAGAAAGUACGCAUCGGAACGGUGGUGAUCCGGGGAAACUCAGUUGUCAUGCUAGAGGUACUGUCACUGCCCUUCCCUAGCCGGAACUCUGGCCUUUAGACUAACAUCUACCUAGGCGUUGGAGCGAAUAAACUAGUCACGAUUGGAGAGGGGGUGAUAGAUAGGCAUACACAACAAAUUAAUGCCCCGGCCGAACGCGAUCACUUUUUCUUUCUAUCCUUAGUUGGGACGCUCUUUUUCUUUUCUUCUCGUACAAUAACAUCACAAAUGGUGUGAUACUUUGAGCUGGUCCGGAAUGGGUAUUGACAAACUCUUAUUUCUUGGACCUGGUACGAGUUUUGUCACCCUAUUAUGAUUAGACUCUGGCUGAUCCGUAUACCUCCUCCUCUCCAAAAUGGUCAGGCCACGUUACUUUCCUAAUGGCCAUUUGCAGCCCACCCCCAGAGUGACCUUUUACCCAUUAUAGCCCAACCUGAAGCGCAGUCUGCUGGGUAUGGGUCCCGAAAGAGAAAAAAUUAAAUGUCUAGCAGACUGCCGACACUAUCCAUGCAUUGCGUGUGUGGGUUUUUAAGCACCAACCCUGAACAUCAGUAAGAGUCUGUCGAAAUAACCAGUGAUAAAUGCUCUCUGCCUAGCCGAUUCUAGGGACGCGAAACACAAUAGUAAAGACCGCUUGAGAAAGCUGCAGCUGAUUGGUAGGUGAUUAAAUGAUUCAAGAUUAUUUUCCCGUCCUAUCCCAAGAGGCCCAGGUCAUGAUAUGAGAUGAAUGGACCAUCCGAGCCUCAUAAGGUGAAGGUUAGGGUUGCUGCUUUCCCGGGGAAAUCGCGUGCAACGGCCCGCAUUCCCAAGCCCACGCUCAUCGUUAGAACUUCGUAAGUCUCAUAUCGCCUGCUUAGCACGCCCCCCUAUCUCGGAUCUCCACGAUCGCCUCCAUUUCUACCUAUUCGCCGGCCGAACCCUCUAUAUCGCAUAAUAAUUGUUACCCUGUUUUUCUGGCGAGAGUUCUUCCCCUUGGGAUUCCACCAUGAAUUGCCCAACUCGUGAUUCGAACCCCUUGAAUCUUGACGGUUGAACCUCUCCCGAUCCAACGCAGAGCGCGUGUCUUUACGAAGACUUGGUUAACUUUGAACAGGAUUCAACCAAAACCCACCCUACCUUGCGCCGGAGCUUACCACAAGAUCAUCCCUCGUAUGUUGCGGUUUCCCCCAUCCCUAGCCGAAAUGCCCUGCUAAUAACGGGGGUCAAGGUUUGUGGCGGCAAAUCCGAUGGAACCUAUAAUCUACCGCUACAUGUGUUUGCACUUUUUAUAGUGUUAUUCCAAAGCAUAUUAUGUUUGCUCAGCCCCUCCGAACUUCUUUCCAAGUCCUUUGCCAGCUCCAUUCUUCUACUCUCGGGUGUUGAAUUGGAACCUCUCUGCAGCGUUGGUCCCGGAGCUACGGUUUCCAGGCAGGAGGUACAUACCGUUGCUAACGAUUGAAUACAAAUCCAGCAUGCUCAUUCCCGUUGAUUGUGAAGAGGUUCCCACAGCUACGGGCCCCGCGACAAUUCCUGUACGAUUCUUGGCUCCUCUUUGAUGCUAGUUGGUCCCUUAUUGACAAUUUUGUAGAUUUCUAUCCAGACAGUGAUCCCCCCCUCCUCACUACCCGAUUUGUUGACUUCGAGCUACCUCUGAUUUCCAGGACUUAUGUUGACAUAUUCGCAGUUUUGGCACUGGUGUUCUUAUUGCCACGGCUUUUGUCCAUGCAAGUUACCCGGAAAAUAUUAUGCUUACCUUCGAUAUCACAGUAAGCUAAUGUUUACCAUCUACUGCUUAUAGCUUCUGCCCACCGCUUUCACCUCUCUGACUGACCCAUGCCUACCACCCUUCUGGAACGAAGGGUAUCCUGCAAUGGCAGGUCUGAUUGCCAUGGUAGCAGUUUUUGUGGUUGUUGUGAUUGAAAUGAUAUUUUCAUCAAUGAACGGUGGUGCAAUGGGUGGAUGUCAUUCUGGGCCUGGAGGGAUUUAUGACCCUCUCGCCCUGUCCCCACCUCUAGCCGAAGAUAGGAGAGGCACUGAGGAACAGGAGGAGAUUGGUGCGGUAUUACCCGAAUCAGUGACAGGAGGGCAAGGCACCAUGAUGUCGAUGAGGCCCCGCCACCGACGAAGUACUAGUAUCGGUAUCCAGUUACAAAAGAUAGAGCAAACAAGAGCCCAUGUAGAUCUGGAUGCCAUCCCUUCCUCCUCGACUGAGGAUCUUUCAGCUGACACUGACCAACUCUUGCGGGAUGACGAUGGAGUUUACGACAAGGCCCUAUCCGAUACAGAAGUUGAGGAUGGAGAAAACUACGAGCCAGAAACUAGGACUGUAAAUAGGAGGGCUCGGUCUCAGUCUAACUCUAGCAGUAGUCAUAGGCAUAAUAAUAUUGGCAGUCGCUUAACAGAAGCGCAACUGCAGCAAAAAAAUUUGCUGCAGGUAAUGUUGCUCGAGGCGGGUAUAUUGUUUCAUAGUGUUUUCAUUGGUAUGAUUCUCCCUAUAGCAUACUCCGUGUGACGAACUGGCGCCAGAAAAAGCACUGCAAUAUGAAUAUUAUAGCUUACUCUUUAUAGGUAUGGCACUAAGCGUUGCUACUGGGUCUAAUUUCGUUGUAUUAUUGAUUGCUAUCACUUUUCAUCGUGGGCCCCCGUAUGCAUGCACAUUCAAACAUUUCUAACUCAAACUCUCUGUAGAAACCUUCGAGGGCCUAGCACUUGGUUCCCGCAUCGCAGGCCUAAAAGCAUUCGGCAGCGGUUCCUGGAAACCCUGGUUAAUGUGCUUAGCAUAUGGUACCACAACUCCCAUCGGGCAAGCGAUCGGUCUCGCGACCCGGAAGCUAUAUGACCCCGCAUCUCAGGCCGGCUUGUUAAUGGUCGGGAUCAUGAACGCUAUUUCUAGUGGACUGCUUUUAUUUGCCGGCCUUGUUGAGCUGUUAGCGGAGGACUUCCUCAGCGAUGAGAGCUACGUUGUGCUUACUGGGAGGAGAAGACUCCAAGCUUGUGGAGCAGUGGCUGCUGGGGGGUUUGGAAUGGCGCUCAUUGGUGCUUGGGUAUGCCUUCUCCUUUCUUUCUUAUGGUUUCCCAGCAGGACGAGUGAUUGCUAAUGCGUCCUAUUGUUACAGGCUUAGGUGGGCUACCCAUCAUAGGUAGUGCAAGGGAGAUUUAUUGGAAACUUUUUAUAACCUUUUUCACAUUUUGUACCAUAUCUCCCUUGAGCCAGUUUCUUUUUCUGUCCCACUAUUUUCUCCUCUCCCAUCCCCUAAUUAUCUGCCGUGCCGGCAGUCCAAUCCUUCCAGGGUAAUUUCCCAACCCGCUCAGCCGUAGCAUCGCCUCAACCAGGACAUCAAAGAAUAGAAUCCCCUUGGGGGGCGUCGUAACCCCCACAACACCGUUAGGAUCUCCCCAUAUUUUGCAAUCUGCAGGCCAAAUGGUCGUCCCUACGCCCACCUUUAAAGUACGCGACCAAGUGUUCCCCGAGUGAUACUCUGUGCCGCUUACGCACCCACGUCGGUGUGUGCACGCCGAUUUAGGAAAGCGGCGCCGAAAAGCCCACCGGCCACAUUACCAGGUACGGAGUAGUUGCCUGCAGUUUACCAAUAAUUGACGCCCGAUACAUGUAGGGCGCGGUACGAUGAUUGGCGGGAUAUUUGUCGGGUUUCAUUAAGGUUCUUGGAGAUGGAGAAGCAUGGGACAGGGGGCAUUAUGUGUGGUGGUGGUAAAUGUUUUUGACCCUGUGAAGGGGGGUUCGUGAGAGUCUUGUGCUAUGCUCGGUUAUUGGGGAUCUUUCGCUAUCAUACGAAUGGCACGGCUGGAUGGGGAUUGGUGUAUUGUUCUGGCUGUGAUAUCGCGGUGUUGUCGAUUCGUACUUCACAGGUGUGAUUUUUUUUCCCCCUAUCCCCCCC